Oncorhynchus nerka (sockeye salmon) is the source of this 2035-nucleotide messenger RNA. Its product is annotated as CCN family member 1-like. Gene Ontology annotation, biological process: signal transduction; cell adhesion. The record is from RefSeq and is a predicted model, not a curated record. NCBI's taxonomy places the organism in Eukaryota, Metazoa, Chordata, Actinopteri, Salmoniformes, Salmonidae. Bases 226 to 1344 code for a protein of 372 amino acids. Gene Ontology annotation, molecular function: integrin binding; heparin binding. Gene Ontology annotation, cellular component: extracellular matrix; extracellular region. The transcript is spliced from 5 exons.
UACUCUGCUUCAGCAGACUGCAACUUGCAACCAGAGCAACACUUAUUAAGCCUCCACUCUCUAAAGAGACUAGAAAACAAACCAAAUCGCUACAGACGAGACGACUGACCGCUACACUUAGGAUAAAAAUAAAUUUGCAAAGACUGAGAGCAAGACAUCGUAAAGGGAAUAGCAAAAUAAAACAUAUUUUAUUUAAUAGGCUACGCAACAAAGAAAAACGCAAAUAUGUUCAUUUUCUCCAUCGUCGUGAUAUUAAUUGGAACCUUCAAUAUGGUUCUUUCCUCCUCUACUUGCCCCUCGGUAUGCGAGUGCCCGAUGGAGCUGCCCAGGUGCGCGCCUGGUGUGAGCCUCGUAGUGGAUAGCUGCGGGUGCUGCAAAGUCUGCGCGAGACAACUCAACGAGGACUGCAGUCUGACAGAGCCUUGCGACAACACCAAAGGACUCGAGUGCAACUUUGGGGCCAGCUUCGGUGCUAUGCGUGGCAUCUGCCGUGCUAAGUCAGAGGGAAGACCCUGUGAAUACAACAGCAGGAUUUACCAAAACGGAGAGAGCUUCCAGCCUAACUGCAAGCACCAGUGCACAUGCAUCGAUGGGUCUGUGGGCUGCGUCCCCCUGUGCCCUCAGGAGCUCUCCCUGCCCAACCUGGGCUGUGCCAACCCAAGGCUGGUCAAGGUGGCAGGCCAGUGCUGCGAGGAGUGGGUAUGUGAUGACGGAAAGGACACUGACAUAAUUGACAAGCUGUUUGGCAAAGACAGCAUGACUGAAGAGUCAGAGAGUGACCUCACCAACAGGAACGAGCUCAUCGCCAUUGUCAAGGGAGGACUCAAGUCUCUAGCUGCUUUCAGAGUGCAGCCUGAGAGCCACAUGUUUGAGAGUCAAAAGUGCAUUGUCCAGACCACUCCUUGGUCCCAGUGCUCCAAGACCUGUGGCACAGGCAUCUCCACCCGAGUCACCAACAACAACGGCGAGUGCAAGCUGGUUAAAGAGACACGCAUCUGCGAAGUGCGGCAAUGCACCCAGUCACCCUACUCCAGCCUUAAGAAAGGAAAGAAGUGCAGCAGAACCAAGAAGUCUACCCAGGCUCAGAAGUUCACCUAUGCCGGCUGCUCCAGCCUGAAGAAGUACAGGUCCAAGUACUGUGGAUCCUGUGUGGACGGCCGCUGCUGUUCCCCCCAGCAGACCCGCACCAUCCGGGUCAAGUUCCACUGCGAGGACGGAGAGACCUUCAACAAGAAUGUCAUGAUGAUCGAGUCCUGCAAAUGCACCUUCAACUGUCCCCAUGCCAACGAAGCCCCCUACCCCUUCUACAGACUCUUCAACGACAUCCACAAGUUCAGAGACUAAAUCAAAUCUGAUUGGGCAGAGAACCGACCCCUGAGAGAUCCCAAAACAACAACAUUGACAGCCAAUGGUAGUCCAUCUAAAUGCAGGGGUCCAACUCAACUGCCAAUGAACUAUCAACUUCGUGUUGUAACUAGAUUCCCAAGGAAUUAUAGGCUUGCAUCAUGAGGACUUUAUGAAGUGCACUGUCUGCUGUGACCGAAUCAGCAUUCUAAAUUAAGAUUCGCUUCAUACUACUGGAGCAUCAGAGUAGCUUCGUUACGGAGCAAAAUGUAAAUGAACAUGUGUAAAUGACAAUGUAUGUUUAUAUCAAUUCGUUGUGUAUAUUUUCGACGAUAAGUACCAACCAGACAUGACCCAAACAAACUUUAGACGUGUGUGUAUGGAUGUUGUUUGGAUAUGCAGAUACGUAAUUUAAUUAAGUAUAACAUGAUCUUGUAACCUAAUGAACCAAGACACCACAUGUUACCGUGGUUCCAUACAUGUUUGUGUUUUGUGGCAGCUAAGGACCUUCCCAACUUUAUCAAGAAAGACAAAGUGAAACAUAUCAAAUGAAUGUUUUCAUUAUUGUUAUUAAUAUUAUUUAUCAAAUUGUAGCUACUUUAUUUAGAUUUGUGUCAUACUGGAAUAAAUUGUAAAAAUGAUUUAAUUUUAUAUGUUACAAAAUAAAACAGAUUUAUUUAUGAAAUGUAAA